Adineta steineri is the source of this 5331-nucleotide messenger RNA. NCBI's taxonomy places the organism in Eukaryota, Metazoa, Rotifera, Eurotatoria, Adinetida, Adinetidae. The record is from the annotation of a GenBank genome assembly.
AUGGAAUACGCAAGUUCUACUCGACAUAUCUCAACUUAUUGUCUAAGUGAAUCAUCAUUGAAGUUUCAUAUUGAAAUUGAUUAUUCAUCACCAAUAUUUUCUUUUGUUGAUCUUGCAAAGAAGAAUAUAACAAGUGAUGAUUUAUAUGUUUGGUCAACACCCAUUGAUAUUAUUGAACAAUAUCAAAUAUAUUUGGAAACAAAUGAUGUAUCAUUAUCGAAACAAAUAUUCUAUAAUUGUACAUUACCAAGAUUUGGUCCGAUGUGUCAAUAUGAAUUAUAUUAUUAUCAUGAUAAUUAUUCUUCGUUAUAUGAAAUGAUUCAUGGUUACUAUCGAAGUUACGUGUAUAACCCAACGGAUUUGACUUGUUAUACACAUUUAAAAUGUCAUCGUGGUUAUUCACCCGCAUGUUUAGAUUGGACAGAGAUUUGUGAUGGUAAAGUUGAUUGUCUUGAUGGAGAAUAUGAUGAAGAACACUGUUGGCAACUUGAAUUCAACGAAUGUCAACCAAAUGAAUAUCAAUGUACUAUUGGAGUAUGUAUACCUAAGGAAUUUACUCAAGAUAAUUUAAACGAUUUUUAUUGUAUCGAUCAAUCGGAUAAAAAUGCACAAAAUCUCAAUAAUCGUUUUACUAUUGUUAACUAUGAACCUACAUUUGGAUAUGAAGAUAUAAGAUGUGAAACUACAUUUUUGACAAGUUCCUGUGUACGAAUGCGACAUUAUUUACUAUCAAAAUCAAUGUUUUCAGUCAAAGAUAUUUCUGUAUCAGACAAAUGUUGGUUAGCGUUGAAAUGUUAUUUCGGUUUACUACAUACAGAUUAUGUGGAGAUUACAGACGAUAUUAUCGAUAAAGAUUGUAUAACUACGAUAAAAGAUACUUGUCCAUAUAUGUUAUAUACUCCAAAUAUUCCAUCUUUCUAUGGACAUAUUUAUACAGCAUUUAAGAAGAAUGCUCCUAUUUUACCCUUUCUAUGUUCGAACAAAUCAUUUAAUUAUGGAUCUCUUAAUCUAGUUUUAGAUAUGUCAAUGAAUAAUACUAUAUGUUAUAAAAUUUCUAACGCUGCAGAUAUAACAAUAUUUUAUACAGCUGAUUGGAUAUCUCGAUAUCAAACGCCAAUGAAUGAUAUAUUUCAACAAAUAAAAGAAAACAAACCCAUAAUUAAUUUUCCUCUGAAUCGUUGUAAUGAAUCCAACAUAUAUCAGUGCAAAAAUUCAUCCAAAUGUAUUUCAUACAAUCGUUUAAUGAAUAAGAUAUCUGAUUGUCCUUAUUCUGAUGAUGAAAAUAUAUUUGACGAUACAAAUAAUCAAUUAUUUACACAAAUAAAACAUAAAUAUUACGAGUGUUAUUUUACCAACAAAUCUAUUCCUCAAUCAGCAAUUUUAAAUAAUAAUUGUGAUUGUGGACGACUUGAAGAUUUAUUUUGUGAAGAUGAACAUGAAUUCGAAAACUUUACGAAGAGAAUGAUUUCAUUUCAAACGAUUUGCGAUGGAUUUCAAGAACUUUAUCCAAUCAUGAUUGACGGAAAGAAUGAAACAGAUGAAACUCAAUGUGAACAAUGGGAAUGCAAUAAUAUGUAUACUCAUUGCAAUGGAAUAUGGAAUUGCUUCUAUGGAGAAGAUGAAAUGGAUUGUGAUUCAUCACCCGCAUUGUUUAAUUGUUCUACAAAUGAAAGAAUAUGCAUAACGCAGGACACAUCUGAAUUUUCUUGUUUACCGAUUAAUAAAAUCAAUGAUGGUACAAUUGAUUGUCUUGGUGGUACUGAUGAACAAAAGUUAUGCCCACCUACACCUACAAAUGAACAAAGAAGAUUUUAUUGUAUGACUAGCCAUUCUGCACGAUGUGCCAAAUAUCUUCAAUUAUGUAAUGGCCAAGAAGAUUGUUUAUAUGGAGAUGAUGAACAAUUUUGUCAAAAAAAUCGAUCUAUGUCAAUGUAUACUGGUAUUUGUCAAAAUGAAUAUAUAUCAUUAGCUACUGAUGUUGAAAAAUUUAUAUGUAGUAUUUCAACGAGUGUAUCAAAAGCUCCAAUCAAAUAUUUUACUGUUAAUGGAUUUCAUGAAUCAUCUGAAAGUAAAGUCAUUUAUGAGAAUGAACAAAUGAAUGUAAUAAUUUUAAAUAAUUCUCGUUGUCAUCGUGGUCUUGAUUUACGUGUUUGGUUAAAUAAAUUAUCCAAUCGGUUCACAAGUACAUGUCUUUGUCCACCAACUUAUUAUGGAAAUCAAUGUCAAUUUCAAAAUCAACGUCUUAGUUUAGCUAUUGCAUUUCGUGCUCCAGCUCAAUUACGACAAAUUCCUUUUAUUAUCUUAAUUUUACUUAUUGAUAAUACAAAUCAACGAAUCAUUCAUUCAUAUGAACAAUUUACUUAUUUAUCUAUCCGCGAUUGUAACAUUAAAUUCAAUGUAUAUCUACUUUAUUCAACUCGACCUAAACGAAUGAAUAGAACAUAUUCAAUCCAUAUUGAUAUUUAUGAAAAAAUUUCUCUUAUAUAUUGGGGAAGUUUUUUGUAUCCAGUAAAAUUCUUAUUCUUACCUGUUCAUCGAUUAGGAUUUAUUUUAGAUAUUCCAUUUACAAAUGAUCAUCAAAUUUGUUCAAAUAUAAAAUGUCUUCAUGGAAGAUGUUUGAAUUAUCUAAAUACAAAAGAAACAUUUUGCCAAUGUGAAAAAGGAUGGUCUGGUCAAUAUUGUAAUAUUCCACAUCAUUGUACUUGUUCUCCAUCCAACUCAUUAUGUGUUGGUAUAUUAAAUAAUAAUCGAUCUAUAUGUAUUUGCCGCGAAAAUUAUUUUGGUUCAAAAUGUUAUGUUCGAAAUCGAAUAUGCGAUAAUAAUGUUCCAUGUGAAAAUAAUGGUUUAUGUAUUUCACAUGAUGAUUUUAUGUUGUCAUCAUCUAAACAAAAGUAUUAUUGUAUUUGUCCGAACGGUUUUAGUGGAAGUCGAUGUCAAGUCAAGGAUAUGGAACUUAAUCUAAUAUUUGAUAAAGAUAUUCAUUUAUCACAUUCAAUUUUUAUUCAUUUUCUUAGAAUCAUUCCCAUAAAUGAAUAUAUUCCUCGUAUUCCAAAACCUUCACCUUCAAGAUCAACAACUUUACAAACAAUUUCUCAAGCAACUAAUGCAAUUCGAAUUUAUUGGUCACAUCCAUUUCAUCUUACUUUUAUUGAAACAUUAGAUAAAAUCUAUUAUUUAACUGUUAUUCAACCGAUUCAUAAUUAUUCAACAAUAGUGAAACGAAUUGAUUCAUCAUUUCGUUGUCGAUCAAUCAAUGAAUUAGUUAAUGAAACAUUCUCUCGACUUCAUGUUCUUCGUCGAAUGAAAUCUUAUCAUUUAAUUUGUCAACAAAAUUCUCCUACUUUACAAUGUUUUCAUGAUGAUAUUCAUCUUUGUCUAUGUUAUGAUCAUCAACAUAAACGUUUAGCCAACUGUUUUCAAUUUAAUCAUCACAUGAAAUUUGAUUGUUUUGGUCAAAAUCAUUGUGAAAAUGAUGGACAAUGUUUUCAAGACUCACCCGAUUGUCCAAAACGAACAAUUUGCGCAUGUCGCUUAUGUUAUUAUGGAAGUCGAUGUCAAUUUACAACAAGUGAAUUUGGUUUAUCACUCGAUGCUAUUUUAGCAUAUCAUAUUAUUCCAAAUGUAAAUAUUUUUCAUCAAACAUCAAUUGUUAAAUUAAGUUUCUCUUUCACCAUUCUAUUUAUGAUUGUUGGAUUAAUCAAUGGUAUUCUAUCAUUCGUUACAUUUAGAAGCAAAACUGUACUUGAAGUUGGAUGUGGUAUCUAUUUGUUAUGUUCAUCUAUGACCACAAUAUUAAUAACGAUUCUAUUUGGAAUGAAAUAUUUUAUUUAUCUUUCGACACAAAUAUCAACACCAUCUAGUCAAUCUUUUCUAAAAUUUCAAUGUUAUUCAUUUGAUUUUCUUCUUCGAAUUUGUCUCAAUAUGGAUCAAUGGUUAAAUGCAUGUGUUUCAAUGGAAAGAGCAUUUACAGUUAUUCAAGAUGUUCAAUUUGUGAAGAAGAAAAGUAAACAAUUAGCGAAAAAAGUGAUUAUCAUUCUUUUCAUAUUAAUUACUUUAACAUCAAUUCAUGAUCCAAUUCAUCGACGUUUAUUUGAAGAAGAAGACAAUGAGAAUGAAAAUGGAAAAAGAAUCUGGUGUAUUGUAAAUUAUUCUUCAAAAUUACGAACAUACAAUCGAAUAGUGAAUACAUUUCUAUUUUUUAUUCCAUUUUUGAUUAAUUUAAUUUCAUCAAUUAUUAUAAUAACUAAAACAUCUCGUCGACAAUCUCGUCUUAGAAAAUAUCGAUCUUACAAAGUUAUGUUGUACGAACAAAUUCGUAAUCAUCAACAUUUAUUUGUUGCACCUGUCGUUUUAUUUGCUCUUGGAUUACCACGUUUAAUUCUUUCAUAUGCAUCUAAAUCAUAUUUGAUUGACGACACGUGUUCAUAUUCAACAAUAUGUGGAAAUCUUAAUACACAACAAGUAACAUGCAAUGGAUGUGAACAAAUGAAUGAUUUAAAAAAGAAUUAUAAAGAUUUGACAAAUAUAUGGAAAGAUAAAUACAUUGAAAAAAUUCAAAAUAAUGCUGCUUUAGUUAAAGUUGAUCUAGAAAAAUUAAUUCAACAAUCGAAGGAUAAUUUUAACACAUCGAUCAAUAAAAUUGGUGAACAAAUUGAAAAAAGUGAAGAAAUAAAAAAUUUCUCUGAAAUUCAAAUUAAACAAUGGAAACAACAAUUAAAUAAUCUUCAAUUCGAAUAUCAAGAACAUUUUCAUAUUCAACUUGAAAAUUCUGAACAAAUUUCAUUAAUUAAAAUUACACAAAAAAGAAAACAACAUCUCGAUGAACAUGAACAAAUCGAAUUAAAUAAUGAUCGAUUUGAUCAAAUUCUUGGAAAUGGUGAAUAUUUUGAAAAUAAUCUUCUAGUUGAAAGUCCAAAUGAAAUGCGUUCAAUUAUUUCGGGAAAGAAUUUAUAUUUCAAUGGAAAACAUUCGUUACAAUUUCAAAUUGAAGAUGUUUUUAUGACAGGUUGGACACGUUUUUUUGGUUUAAUGACAUUAAAAGAAAUAAUCAAACUUUAUGUUGAUCAAAUAGAUUCUGUUCAUGGUGUUUGGUCAAGUGGAUAUCUUGUUCAAAAUGGAAAAAGAUCUGGUCAUUGUGGAGAAAGAAGAUGGAUACAGGGUGAUUCGAUUACAAUGAUAAUCGAUUGUCAACUUCAAUCAAUUCAUUUGGAAAAUAAACGUAAUUAUUGGUCUCAAGAUAUUCCAAUUAAUACUCAAUUAUGUCCUCUACCAUGCAAAUUCAUGACAAUUAUUAAAGGAUGUCGACUUCGUUUGAUUAAUAAUUCAUCAUAG